GUUCGCAGCCGCCGCCGCGCCGCCGUCGCUCGCUAACGCCAGCGCCACCUCUCGCUCGCCGAGCUCCAGCCGAAAGAGAAGGGGGGUAAGUAAGGAGGUCUCAGUACCAUGGCUCGUACCAAGCAGACUGCCCGCAAAUCCACCGGGGGUAAAGCACCGAGGAAGCAACUGACUACAAAAGCCGCUCACAAGAGUGCGCCCUCUACCGGAGGGGUGAAGAAGCCUCACCGCUACAGGCCUGGUACUGUGGCACUCCGCGAAAUUAGACGCUAUCAGAAGUCCACUGAACUUCUGAUCCGCAAACUCCCUUUCCAGCGUCUGGUGCGAGAAAUUGCUCAGGACUUCAAAACAGACCUGCGCUUCCAGAGUGCAGCCAUCGGUGCUUUGCAGGUGGCCAGCGAGGCCUACCUGGUUGGCCUCUUUGAAGACACCAACCUGUGCGCCAUCCAUGCCAAACGUGUCACAAUUAUGCCAAAAGACAUCCAGCUAGCACGCCGCAUACGUGGAGAGCGUGCCUAAGAAGCCACUCG
Suricata suricatta (meerkat) is the source of this 530-nucleotide messenger RNA. Its product is annotated as histone H3.3-like. The transcript has a single exon. The coding region runs from base 109 to 519 and encodes 136 amino acids. Gene Ontology annotation, molecular function: protein heterodimerization activity; structural constituent of chromatin; DNA binding. Lineage: Eukaryota; Metazoa; Chordata; Mammalia; Carnivora; Herpestidae. The record is from RefSeq and is a predicted model, not a curated record. Gene Ontology annotation, cellular component: nucleosome.